Messenger RNA from Helobdella robusta, 492 nucleotides. RefSeq lists its product as hypothetical. The record is from RefSeq and is a predicted model, not a curated record. Bases 1 to 492 code for a protein of 163 amino acids. The transcript has 4 exons. Lineage: Eukaryota; Metazoa; Annelida; Clitellata; Rhynchobdellida; Glossiphoniidae.
AUGACACGAGAAUUAUUUCAGUUUCAGUCCAAUUUCAUCCCAGUAUUAAUUCUCAGUGACACCAAAAACAUAGUACACUACAGAGUUUGUAUAGAUGAGAUGAAUGCGCUCCUUACAUACGCUGCAUCUCGCUACCUAGGAUGCUACGUAGAUAAACAGGCGAGAGACCUAACAUAUCCGUUAGCCGCUGAUUACAGUUUAACAACGAUAAGGUGCUGGAAAGCUUGUGCCAAUCUGAAUUACACUGUUUUCGCUACUCAGGUACGCAAGUCGCAUACACCUGUUUCUGCUCCCACACCUUACGGAAGAUCCGGUACGGGAUGGAUUUGUGACAGGAAUUGCAUUGGAUCGCCAAAUGAAAUUUGUGGAGGAGCAUACAUGAACAGUGUUUACAGCGUUUGCGAUAGAGGAAUGUAUGGAUUGGACUGCAACCUGAAGUGUCCAUGUGGUUCGCAGUGCCUUUGCGAUCGUUUCAAUGGUUCGGAGAUCUAA